Messenger RNA from Rhododendron vialii, 954 nucleotides. Its product is annotated as ferredoxin. The record is from RefSeq and is a predicted model, not a curated record. Bases 320 to 784 code for a protein of 154 amino acids. Lineage: Eukaryota; Viridiplantae; Streptophyta; Magnoliopsida; Ericales; Ericaceae. Gene Ontology annotation, biological process: electron transport chain. The transcript has a single exon. Gene Ontology annotation, cellular component: chloroplast. Gene Ontology annotation, molecular function: electron transfer activity; 2 iron, 2 sulfur cluster binding.
AAUCCUGUGAUGCCUUGGAGAAAUACGUAGAAGUUAGUAGAACCCAUCCCCUCGAAUGAAAGGCUAAAAUUCAAAGAAGAGAGGAUUGCACCAACCACAAUCACAAGUAUAACUGGUGAACCCCUCUGUGGUGAUAAUAAAAUGAUAGAGUGAGCCACGCCAAGCUGACACGUGGAGGAUAGCAUUCCCCCUCUCCCCCAAGGCCAAGCCACACUAUUUCCACAAGCCCCUCUCCGUAACCAAACAUUUGUCUCUCCAACUCUCUACCUUUGAGCUUCCUCUCUCUCUCUCUCUCCUCUCUUUCUCACACUUGAAAAUAAUGGCAACAAUGGCUGCACUCUCCGGCACCAUGGUCAGCACCUCCGCCUUCCUGCGGCGGCAGCAGCAGCAGCAGCCGGCGGUGACGAGCCUCCGGUCUCUGCCCAACCUGAACAUGGGUCCUCUGUUGGGAGUCAAGUACUCCACCAGAGGUAGCCUGAUAGCAACCAUGGCUGUGCACAAGGUCACGCUCCUCACUCCGGAGGGGCCGCAGGAGUUCGAGUGCCCGGACGACGUGUACAUUCUCGACCACGCCGAGGAGGUGGGGAUCGAUCUCCCGUACUCGUGCCGUGCCGGCUCAUGCUCCUCUUGCGCAGGGAAAGUGGUGAAAGGGAAGGUGGACCAGUCCGAUCAGAGUUUCCUUGAUGAUGAGCAGAUAGAUGGAGGGUGGGUCCUCACUUGUGUUGCUUAUCCUCAGGGUGAUGUUACAAUUGAGACACACAAGGAAGAGGAGCUCACUGCGUAAUUACUAGUAGUAGCCUUAUAAAAUGGUUGAUGUUUCAUGCAUGCAGCUCUCUCUCUCUCUCUCUCUCUCUCUCUCUCUCUCUCUCUCUCGUUUUGUUGGUUGGUUUAGUGUAUUUUGGAGACAUUAUUGAUAAUUGGUAUGCUUUUAUGGAGUAAUUUGAUUUUGCUCAA